Pneumocystis murina B123 is the source of this 1467-nucleotide messenger RNA. Its product is annotated as glutathione synthetase. The record is from RefSeq and is a predicted model, not a curated record. Bases 1 to 1467 code for a protein of 488 amino acids. The transcript has 6 exons. Gene Ontology annotation, molecular function: glutathione synthase activity; ATP binding; glutathione binding. NCBI's taxonomy places the organism in Eukaryota, Fungi, Ascomycota, Pneumocystomycetes, Pneumocystales, Pneumocystaceae. Gene Ontology annotation, biological process: glutathione biosynthetic process. Gene Ontology annotation, cellular component: cytosol.
AUGAAAACUAUAUGCAAAAAUUAUCCACCUUUUCUUGAUAAAAAUCAACAAGAUUUUUUAAUUUCAGAAUUAAUGGAUUAUAUUCAAGUUCAUGGAAUUAAUAUUCGUAUAACACAUUCAGAACAAGACAAAAAACAUUUUUUCAACCAUCAAAAUGUUCCACUAACUCUUUUUCCAUCUUUAUUUCCAUCAAUUGCUUUUAAAAAAGCAAAAGCAAUUCAAUGUGAUUUUAAUAAACUUUAUGCAUUUGUUGCAAAUGACGAAGAAUUUAUGUGUCAAGUUAUGGAAAAUCUUGUUAAUAUUGAUGAUUUUAUAAAAAAAUUAUGGGACAUACAUUUAGAGGUCAAAAAGAAAGGAAUCGUACAACCAAUAUCAUUAGGAAUUUUUAGAUCAGAUUAUCUUCUUGAAGCUACACAAAACUCAUCACCUCAGUUGAAGCAAGUAGAAUUUAAUACAAUAGCAUCUUCUAUGGGUUCAUUCUCAUCUAAAAUAUCAGAAAUGCAUAAAUAUCUAAACAGUAUUGGUGCUUAUGGAUCAUGUAUAUUGAAAGAAGAAAAUUUUCCGAAAAACGAUUCUAUUAAAUUGCUUACAGAAGGACUGGCCAAUGCAAAUAGGUUAUAUGGAGAAAAAAAUACUAAAAUUCUUUUUAUUGUUGAGCCUCAUGAUUCAUUUAUUCUUGAUCAACGAUGCCUUGAAUAUGAGUUAUUUCAAGUUCACGGGAUACAAGCUUAUCGUGUAUUCCUGCACUCAAUUUUAGACUUUAUAGAGCUUCGCCAAAAUGACAAAGCUUUGCUUUUCAAAUCGCCUAACUCAAAAAUUGAAGAAAUAUCUGUAGUAUAUUUUCGGACAGGAUAUUCACCAAAUCAUUACCCAUCAUCUAUUGAAUGGUCUGCACGUUUAUUAAUCGAAGAAAGUCGUGCUAUUAAAUGCCCUACUGUUAUAACACAAUUGGCAGGUUGUAAAAAAGUUCAACAAAUUCUUUGUAAAAAAAAUAUCAUAAAUAAAUUUCUUCCAGAAAAUAUAUCAAAAUCAUUGAAAGAAACAUUUGUCUCUAUUUAUGCACUAAAUAGAGACUUAUCAGGUCAGGAAGCCUAUCGCUUACUCAUGAAUAACCCUCAAAAUUACAUCUUAAAACCUCAAAGGGAAGGCGGAGGAAAUAAUAUUUAUGGAUUAAAUAUACCAACCUUUUUAAAAACAAUUCCGGAAUCCCAAAGAGAACAAUAUAUCCUCAUGGAGAUGAUUCAUCCACUUUUACAGACAAACACAAUUAUUCAAAAUAACGAAUUACAUCAUACUAAUGUUAUUAAUGAAUUAGGUAUAUAUGGUGUUAUUUUAUGGAAUAAAAAUGGAGAGAUCUAUCAUAAUAAAGAAUCAGGCUAUCUUCUAAGGACAAAAGAUAAAGAUAAAAAUGAAGGAGGCGUGAUGAUCGGCUGCUCAUCAAUAGAUUCAUGUGUUUUAGUUCCUUAA